AUGGGUCGUGUUUUACACGGACGACCAGGAGAUGUACGAGAGGAUGAGCCGCUGGAAUUGCAACGCCAACUAUAUGGACCGUGACGAGCCCCUCCCACCCCUUACUGCCGAGGAGUGGGAUCAAAUAAUGGUCCUGUUCAAGGCCAACACUUACCACUUAACCGCUGACAAGACUUUCCAUGUGCCGGCCGAGUGGUUGCCGCACAUUAGUCAGUUUCGGAAUGAGGCCUUUCUAGCGGCCGUAGGCUUAGGAUAUUCUAUGACUCGAGGUUGUAUGCCAAAUUAUGUGCCGUCCCGCGUUGGUCUAUUCAUUUUUUCUAACUUUGGAUUUCUUUUGUUCACAGAGGAAGGGAUGAGCAAGUUAUCGGCGGCGGAUAUUGGGAAGGGCGACAUGACCGAUUGGAUGGCCGACAUCUAUGAGGCCAAGAUGCAGAAGGCCAAGGCCGAGUUGGAGGAGAAGCAAGCUAAGGACGCGGCUAAGGCGUCAGGGAAGAAAAAAGGGACGACUCUGUCCCAAUUGAAGAAAAGGGCCGUGCCAGCUGGCUCGGAGACUCCGAGUACCUUCAAAAAGCCCAAACCUAUACCCCGCCGUCUGGUGAAGAAGGGCGAGUCAAAGGUUGCUGAGGGGGGUCGCCCUGAUGAUGAUGAGAUUGGCGUGGACAAGCCGUCUCUGGUUGUGGACUUGGUGUCCAAAUCAAAGUCUGGUGGGCAUCCUGACGAGUUGGAGGACCCUCUUUCGGGAAUUCCGGCCGACGUCCGUUCCUAG
Spinacia oleracea (spinach) is the source of this 766-nucleotide messenger RNA. RefSeq lists its product as uncharacterized. NCBI's taxonomy places the organism in Eukaryota, Viridiplantae, Streptophyta, Magnoliopsida, Caryophyllales, Amaranthaceae. Bases 32 to 766 code for a protein of 244 amino acids. The transcript has 2 exons. The record is from RefSeq and is a predicted model, not a curated record.